AUGAAUACAAAAACAGCCAUCGCAUCCGAAGAUGGGUCGCUCCACGGCCACUCUUCUGCCGAGGGCAUGGUCUCGUCCGAGUACAAACGCUUUUGUCGUCUGCGUGAGUCAUUCACUGAGGAAAAGCAGACCUCGCUUAUUCGAAAAGUUGAUUUCCGCAUCCUGCCUCCUCUAGUGCUGGUAUAUCUACUGGCUUACAUCGACCGCUCUAAUGCAGGCAAUGCCAAAUUAUUUGGUGCUUUGGAAGACCUCGGCCUAAGUGGAGAGCAAUGGAACGUGUCUCUGGCCGUCUUCUUCAUCACAUACGCGGCCGGUGGCGUUCCGUCAAACAUUAUACUCAAGCGUAUCGGCCCACGUUUCUGGCUCCCCUCACUGCUCAUCGGAUGCGGAUCGACCAUUGUCUGUUCUGGCGUUCAAAGCACGCAUGCUGGAUGGAUAGCUUUCAGAUUGAUCCUCGGCAUUAUCGAAGCCGGCAUAUACCCCGGUUGCUCUUUCAUUCUCACCUCGUGGUAUAGCCCCGAAGAACUGCAUUCGAGAAUGACUUUCUUUUACUCGGCUGCUUCCAUUGCAGGCGCUUUCUCUGGACUUCUUGCUUUUGCCAUUGGCCGCCUGGACAGCACCUGGGGCUACCGGGGCUGGCGCUGGAUCUACGUCUUGGAGGGAGCCUUCAGUGUCAUUGUGGGCGUUGCGUGCUUCUGGCUGAUUGAGCCUGUGCCGGGAAAGGUUACAAGCUGGUUAACAGACGAGGAACGCGAGUAUCUCGUGCUCCGAAACCGAUUCGCCGCAGGUGGAGAGAGCGGUGUCAAGGAGCGAGAGGAUUUCAACAUGGCCGACGUUAAGAAGGCGUUCCGCUCCAUUCACACCUAUUCUGUGGCGUUAACGGAGUUCACUGUGGCUGUUGUUGUGUACGGAAUCAGCUUCGUCCUGCCCAGCAUCGUUCAGAGCCUGGGCUAUUCGAACGUCAAGGCUCAGGCAAUGACUGCUCCGCCAUACAUCUUCGCCUGCGUUGUCACCGUCAUCUCUGGCCUGGCAGCCGAUCGCUACCGCCAGCGGGCACUGUCAAUCAUGCUUCCAAACGCAAUGGCUGUCAUUGGAUUCAUCAUCAUUACAAUCACAAUCCGCUACCAUCAGAUUCCCGGAGUAACAUACUUUGGCAUUUUUCUAAUGGCUGGCGGUUUGUAUCCCAUCUCACCUGCCGUCAUGGCUUGGGUGGCUCUGAACAUGGCUGGUUCCAUGAAACGUGCGGCUGGGCUUGGACUAAUGAUGUCCUUGGCCCAGCUCGGGGGCAUUGUGGGAUCUAACAUUUUUCUGCCCGAUGAAGCACCCGUGUACCCUACUGGAUUCGGAAUGUGCAUUGCCAUGUUGACAGCGUUCGGCGUCAUCUGGCCCGGCAUCUACUACCUGAUCCUGAAGAGGAUCAACUCCAGAAGGGCAGCCUUUUCGACCGAGGAGGUAAUGGCAAAGUAUACGCCGGAGCAAUUGACCGACAUGGGCGACGAGAGUCCUCUCUUUCGCUAUGCUCUUUAG
Messenger RNA from Colletotrichum gloeosporioides, 1527 nucleotides. RefSeq names its product putative transporter. Gene Ontology annotation, molecular function: transmembrane transporter activity. The record is from RefSeq and is a predicted model, not a curated record. Bases 1 to 1527 code for a protein of 508 amino acids. The transcript is spliced from 5 exons. Gene Ontology annotation, cellular component: membrane. Gene Ontology annotation, biological process: transmembrane transport. Lineage: Eukaryota; Fungi; Ascomycota; Sordariomycetes; Glomerellales; Glomerellaceae.